Messenger RNA from Rhododendron vialii, 1685 nucleotides. Its product is annotated as hsp70 nucleotide exchange factor FES1-like. Bases 233 to 1420 code for a protein of 395 amino acids. NCBI's taxonomy places the organism in Eukaryota, Viridiplantae, Streptophyta, Magnoliopsida, Ericales, Ericaceae. Gene Ontology annotation, molecular function: protein binding. The transcript has 7 exons. The record is from RefSeq and is a predicted model, not a curated record.
GACAAAGCCCUAUUUGCGAACUCGUCUGGACUCUUCACGUCUUCUUCCAGAACCUUCGAGUUCUUUCCAAUGGGUUGGUUGAUUUUGUGAGCUUCUACUUCCCAUCUCGAUUUUUGUAGAACUAAGGAUAUUUAUGUGUGUGGGUUUAUGCCUCAAGCCGUAAAUUGCUAAUCGAUCAGAGUUGGAACCAACCGAACAAACCUCAGCAGUUCCGGCAACGUUAAGAACAGUAAUGGCGAAAGAAGGACCUGAUUGGGAAGGACUGCUCAAGUGGAGCCUCGCUAACUCAGAUGGUACUCGUCCUUCUCGUAACUUGAGCGAGGAGGACAGAAAAUGGUUCAUGGAAGCUAUGCAAUCUCAAACUUUGGAUGUCAUCAAGCGAAUGAAAGAGAUAACUCUCGUUAUGCAAACUCCUGAGCAAGUCCUGGAGGAGCAGGGAGUUACUGCUUCAGAUAUUGAAGAUAUGCUAGAGGAGCUACAGGAGCAUGUCGAGUCCAUUGACAUGGCUAACGAUCUUAACUCAAUUGGUGGAUUGGUUCCUCUCCUUGGUUACCUGAAGAACUCCCAUGCUAAUAUUCGAGCUAAGGCUGCAGAUGUUGUCACCACAGUUGUUCAGAAUAACCCAAAGAGUCAACAACUGGUGAUGGAAGCAAAGGGCUUGGAACCUCUGCUUUCGAAUUUUACUUCAGACGAGGAUAUUACUGCUCGUACCAAAGCACUUGGAGCAAUAUCCUCUUUAAUCAUGCACAACAAGCCGGGAAUUGCUGCAUUUCGUCUUGCAAAUGGUUAUGGUGCUCUGAGAGAUGCUUUGAGUUCAGAGAAUGCGAGAUUCCAAAGGAAAGCACUCAACUUAAUCCACUACCUACUACGGGAGAACCAGUCUGACUGUAAUGUAGUCACUGAGCUAGGGUUUCCUCGGAUUAUGAUGCACCUCGCCUCCAGUGAAGAUUCAGAAGUGAGAGAAGCUGCACUUCGCGGCCUCCUUGAGCUUGCCAAAGACAGGACUGAUGGAACCCAGGGUGGUUUUGGGGAGGAAGAUGAGAAACUGAAGCAAAUUCUUCAAGAUAGGAUGAAUGGUAUUAGUGCGAUGCCUAUGGAGGAUCUUGGGGCUGUCAAGGACGAGAGGCAGCUUGUGGAUUCCCUCUGGAAUGCCUGUUUUGACGAGCCGUCUUCUCUUAGGGAGAAGGGGCUUCUUGUUCUUCCAGGGGAUGAUGCACUUCCACCUGAUGUUGCCGGUGGGCAUUUUGAACCUCCUCUGAGAGCCUGGGCUGCAAAUCCCGAAUUUGGUAGGAAUGCUAGUACUGAAAAGAAGGAAACCCCUUUGUUGCUUGGUCCAGGUCCUUCAACAGAGGAUGGAGCCCGUCUCCAAGUUAGCUCAAAUGGAGAUGCUGAUGCAGGUGACCACCACCGUAGUGACUAGUGACCGAUGACAGUAAUGUAGCUUGGCGUGUUCAUAUGUUUAGUUGGACGCGUUUUUGUGGAAUUUCUUUUUUUUAAAAAUCCUGUGUAACAAUGCCUUCUUUACUGUCUGUCUCUCAAAUUAGCACUCAGAUGUUUGUGUGUUAUUAUUGAGAUAUGGCCACUGGUUGUCUGGUUUUUGUAGAAAAUGUUUUUGGAACACAAGAGGCUCUGCAUGAUAUUACAUUUGGAAUGACAAGGAUGUUGGUACUAUUUUUGAUGUUGAA